Linum trigynum is the source of this 2283-nucleotide messenger RNA. NCBI's taxonomy places the organism in Eukaryota, Viridiplantae, Streptophyta, Magnoliopsida, Malpighiales, Linaceae. The record is from the annotation of a GenBank genome assembly.
AUGGAGAAGGCGGCGACGAGCUUGUCGGGACUGGUGCGGACGAAGUCGGACCAGCUGGUGGAGGCGUUAUCGGCGGCGUUCAAGUCCCCGUCGCCGUCCUCGUCAGGGGAGCCCGUGGCGGCGACUGCUGCUGCCACAUCGGAGAGCGUCGGCGUCGGCGGGGGGCCGUCGAGGAAGUCGAGCAGGAGGGCGUCGCCGGGAAACAGGAGCGGCGGCGGCGGCGGGGGGAACAAGAACGCCCACAUCCGGAAGUCCCGGAGCGCGCAGAUGAAGUUCGAGGUGGAGGAGAUGAUCAGCAGCGGGGCGGCGCUCAGCCGAGCUUCCAGCGCCAGCUUGGGCCUUUCCUUCUCCUUCACGGGAUUCAACAUGCCGCCCGACGACGUCAUCGCCGAUUCCAAGCCCUUUAGCGACGACGAUAUCCCUGAAGAUAUCGAGGCUGGAAUCGGAAAGCCCAAAUUCCAGACAGAACCCACCUUGCCAAUUUAUCUCAAGUUCACUGAUGUGACAUACAAAGUGGUGAUCAAAGGGAUGACUUCAACACGGGAGAAAGACAUCUUAAAUGGGAUCACAGGCUGUGUCAACCCUGGUGAAGUUCUUGCUCUCAUGGGGCCUUCAGGAAGUGGGAAAACCACACUUCUCAACCUGCUGGGCGGCCGGUUGAACCAGUCCAAUAACCUGGGUGGCUCAGUCACUUACAAUGACCAGCCUUACUCCAAGUCCCUCAAAAGCAGGAUAGGAUUUGUGACUCAGGAUGAUGUCUUGUUCCCUCAUUUAACCGUGAGAGAAACACUGACAUAUGCUGCCCUUCUACGACUACCGAGUUCGCUAACUCGAGAAGAGAAGACGAAACGAGCAAUCGACCUUAUCCAAGAACUCGGCCUGGAGAGAUGUCAGGACACAAUCAUCGGCGGCUCAUUCGUCAGGGGAGUCUCCGGCGGGGAGAGGAAACGAGUCUCCAUCGGAAACGAGAUCAUCAUCAACCCUUCCUUGCUCUUCCUCGACGAACCAACCUCCGGAUUGGACUCCACCACCGCGCUGAGGAUCGUCCAGAUGCUGCAGGAAAUUGCAGAGGCAGGGAAAACGGUGAUCACCACAAUUCACCAGCCGUCCAGCAGGCUGUUCCACAAGUUCGACAAGCUGGUGCUUUUGGGGAAAGGAAGCUUGCUCUACUUCGGGAAAGCGUCAGAAGUGAUGGCAUAUUUCUCGUCGAUCGGAUGUAACCCUCUCCUGGCAAUGAACCCUGCCGAGUUUCUUCUUGAUCUAGCUAAUGGCAACAUAAACGAUGUCUCUGUGCCUUCGGAAUUGGAGGACAAAGUUCAUGUGGGGAAUGGUGAAGCUGAGACCAGAAAUGGGAAGCCGGCUCCUGCAAUUGUUCAUGAGUAUCUAGUGGAGGCCUACGAGACACGAGUUGCGAAGAGGGAAAAGAAGAAGCUUUUAGCUCCCAUACCACUAGAUGAAGAAGUGAAGCUGAAAGUCUCAUCUCCCAAACGGCUGUGGGGAGCAACCUGGUGGGAGCAGUACACUAUACUGUACUGCAGAGGGAUCAAGGAGCGCCGCCAUGACUACUUCAGCUGGCUGAGAAUCACACAGGUGGUCUCGACUGCAACCAUUUUGGGCUUACUGUGGUGGCAGUCUGAUACCAGCUCUCCCAAAGGACUCCAGGAUCAGGCGGGGUUGCUGUUCUUCAUUGCUGUGUUCUGGGGGUUCUUUCCAGUUUUCACGGCGAUCUUCACAUUCCCUCAAGAACGUGCGGUGUUGAGCAAGGAGAGAUCAGCUGAUAUGUACAGGCUGAGUGCAUAUUUCAUGGCCAGAACUACAAGUGAUCUUCCACUUGACCUGGUUUUGCCAGUUCUGUUCCUUCUGGUGGUGUAUUUCAUGGCGGGGUUGAAAAUGGGUGCUGGUCCCUUUUUCUUGACCAUGAUCACAGUUUUUCUCUGCAUUGUUGCUGCACAGGGGCUUGGACUCGCCAUUGGUGCAAGCUUGAUGGACAUGAAGAAGGCUACUACUUUAGCUUCAGUUACUGUCAUGACCUUCAUGCUUGCUGGAGGCUUCUUUGUUAAUAGAAUCCCCGUUUUCAUAUCUUGGAUACGCUACAUGUCAUUCAACUACCACACCUAUAAGCUGCUACUGAAGGUACAGUACGAGCAUAGGAUGCCAGUUAUCGGUGGAACCAGAAUCGACAGUGGUUUAGAGGAAGUGUGUGCUCUUGUUGCCAUGGUAUUUGGCUACCGUCUCUUGGCCUAUAUUUCUCUGAGGAUGAUGAAGUUACAGUCUGGUGCCUGA